AUGGCGGAGCUAGACGACACCGUCAUGGUAGUUCUCGGACCAAACUCAAUGCCUUUUGUUGUGACGUCCAACAACAGCAGCAUCGACUCCGCUACAAGGAAGCUCAUUCGCAGUCAUGUCAUGCGAGGACGAAACCAGGGCAGAACUCGACCUAAACGGAAUGUUUUAGUACAGGGCUACGAUAUGGCCGCUGGUAGCGUGCAGGCACCAUCGGUCAACUUUGAUGAUAUCACGCGCAUAUAUAUGCCGCCAACGAGGCAUAUUGGUCCAGACCUCUCGUUCUUGGCGUCUCCAGCAGACCUCGAUCCAUCCAUUCUUUCAAACAUUAUCAAAGUCUCGCCUAUAGCGCAGAAGGUCAUGUAUCCGCUCUUGACGGCGGUAGGCAAGCCAGUGGACAAUCGACAAUGGAUCCGAUUAUGCAUGGUAGACGCUGCUGCCCUGCAUGUUACUGCGUUCUCCGUAGAAAGCUUCGUCGACAUCUUUCUUCAUCGACGAAAGCAGCCCAACCCCGCGGCCAUGGUCCACUUCCAAAAGGGCCUUACACUACUCAGUGAGAGACUCGCAGGUGGCGAUGAGGAGCUGAAAGCCACCGAUACAAGCAUUGGCGUGGUCCUGAAACUGGCCACUGCUGCACACUUUGUUGGGGAUCUCCAAGUGGAGAGGCAGCACAUGAUCGGAGUACGGAAGAUGGUCGAAUCUCGAGGCGGAUUAGAUGCGUUCAGAUUUAAUCCUCUCUUGUUUGAGAUGCUUAGGUGCGACCUUGUUCUUUCGGUACCCAGUACCUCGAUACCAGUCUUCUUCCGCCAACCGCUCGAGCCGAUACCCCCCUACCCAGUGAGUCUUUUGCCGAAGUUCAACGGCACAGCACAGACGCAAGACACCCUGGAGGUUGCCAAAAUGAUCGAUGCAAGCCUAGCUGAAGCUUGGUCGAUCAUGAGGAGAUUCAGCUUGCUAGUCAAUCUGGGUACCCAAACUCAACGGCUCAUCUCGACGAAAGUCAUCAACGAGACGAUGACAUCCGUGGUGUAUCGCUUGCUCGACAUACGAUAUCCAUCAGGCUCAUUAAAUGAGGGUGUGCGCCUCAUCUUAUUGACCUAUUGUUUUCAUGUCUUUCUCCAGUGGCGGGACGUCAAGUUGCCAUGUCCCCACCUACAGAAUAGUUUCCAAGAAAUGACUCUGGCGUUGCAGCACAGUGGCAAGGUAUCCGCUCGCUUUAUGCUAUGGGUUUUGAUGGUAGGAGCUGUUUCGAUCUUCGAUUCGCAGAACGAAGGAUGGUUGAGCUCUAUGCUGCGUCACCACGUUCGGAGCCAGCAGAUAUCUUGGACAGAGGUGCAAGACGUAUUGAAGUCCUUUCUGUGGAUUCCAUUGCUGGAUGAAGAGCCAGCAAAGUUGAUCUGGGAUAGCCUCAACUGA
Recurvomyces mirabilis is the source of this 1413-nucleotide messenger RNA. RefSeq lists its product as uncharacterized. Lineage: Eukaryota; Fungi; Ascomycota; Dothideomycetes; Mycosphaerellales; Teratosphaeriaceae. The transcript has 3 exons. Bases 1 to 1413 code for a protein of 470 amino acids. The record is from RefSeq and is a predicted model, not a curated record.